GGUCAACAAAAGUUUGCUUAGCGAGUAAGGAGUUGACUGACACGUAAGACUGUGUUCAAUUGCCACAAUUGAUUAGAAGACAUAAGUCCUACGUUUGGAAGAAUCGAGAUUGAACAAAUAAUAUUUAAACCCUAAGUUAUCGUUGCAUUCUUCAGAUUCAGAGACAGAGCCAUCACUUCGAUCAUCUAUCAUUAUUUCGUACUUUUUGCUGUUCCAAUUUAAUCAUGUCCAAGCCUUCCUACAAGACUAAACAUUCUUUCGAGAGAAGGCAGGCUGAAUAUAAUCGCAUCAGAGAGAAGUUUUCGGAUAGAGUACCUGUGAUUGUGGAGAAAGCUGAGAGAAGUGACAUUGCUGACAUUGAUAAGAAGAAGUAUCUUGUCCCAGGCGACCUGUCUGUUGCCAAAUUUCUUUUUGUUGUCCGCCAUAGAAUAAGGCUCAGUGAAGACAAGGAUAUUUUUGGUUUCGUCCAUAACAAUCAAUCUCCUGUUGUUGCAUCUGCUCUGAUGUCUUCUCUUUAUGAAGAACAUAAAGAUGAGGAUGGUUUUCUUUACAUGACAUACAAUGAAGAGAAACCUUUGGAUAACUAGGCAUAAUUUGCGAUAACCUUAAAGGAAAUAGCUCCCUUCUCGGCAGUCCAUUGUCAAAUACAUGUGAAAACGCGUAUUCUGAUCCUGCAAUUUUUAUCUUUUUUGUUAUCUUCAAGUUAUGAAAUUUGGUUACGAAAAAUUGUGUUUUCAAGACUUCUGCACAACGAAUCAGUCUAAAACUCGAUGUAAUCAUUACUUGAUCAAAAUAAUAUCUUAUAUUUCCAAAA
This is a messenger RNA of Medicago truncatula (barrel medic), 814 nucleotides long. Its product is annotated as autophagy-related protein 8B. Lineage: Eukaryota; Viridiplantae; Streptophyta; Magnoliopsida; Fabales; Fabaceae. The transcript is spliced from 5 exons. Bases 225 to 587 code for a protein of 120 amino acids. The record is from RefSeq and is a predicted model, not a curated record.